Molecule: messenger RNA, 909 nt
Organism: Penicillium canescens
Lineage: Eukaryota; Fungi; Ascomycota; Eurotiomycetes; Eurotiales; Aspergillaceae
Exons: 1
Coding region: 1-909 (302 amino acids)
Source: RefSeq, a predicted model, not a curated record
AUGAGCCCCUCGGGUCAAUACUUUUACCGCUGCUUUUCGGAAACCAGUGCCGGUGAUUUAAUAUGCGGCCUGGGUCGCGUCGGUCCUCGUCUAUCGCAAUCAGACCUCUUUCGACAAUUCAAACUUCAUAACGACCUGCAGAAUAUGAUUCCAACCGCCUUGGUCUCUGUCAGUGACCGUCCCAUAGAAGCUCUCCAUCGUGCUUUCGACAAGUACUACAAUUGGGAAGAGAAUCCAAGCACCAUUUGGAUUGCAGUUAUCUCAGUUCCGGUCACUCAUUGUGGCGAGAAACCCUACUAUCAUGCCCAAGAGCUUGCUGAUGGGGACGACAGGCUCAAGCAUGAAUAUUUGUUCGAAUGGAAGAUCCCCAAACAAUCCGUGAAGCAUACGGUCUCAGUUGAGACACUCCUUAGUCGCGGACUAGACCUAGAAAUGUAUCUCGAUCACGAUCACAGUCACGGAGACCGCUUGCCGAGCCUUCAAACCGUCAGAAGCAUAAUGGCCGAAGGUAUCUCGGAUUCCUCGAUUGACGGCUAUGGUUUCGGCAGAUAUCUAGCCGACAUCGCACGAUGCUUCGGUGCCAGAGCACCAACGCAAGAGAUUGCAUUGCGACUUUUGGAAGACUGUCCUCGAUAUUUUCGUGUCAUUCGCGAGGAUCAAUCCGUCAAGUGGCAGAGCUACACCAAAGACUUCUAUUGGAUCUUAGAUGGAAUUGAAGAAGGCCUAAUUGAUUUCUGGCUUGCGGAUAACACUUUCGUCCAUGAAUUUCAGGCUUUUUCGGAAUGGUCUGAUUCUCUGACGGAGGAAAUGCAAUUUUUGUGGGUGGAUUACGAUGUGGAUCUUUACCAUGCCAUCCGCACAGGGACAAACUCAAAUACUAUUAGUGAUGAACGGCAAAGGCUACAGUAG